AUGCAAUACAGCGUUUUUCACCUCGAGAGAGACGAUAUUCUAGAACCCGCAGAGACCGCCCUCCGCGACACAGAUGGCACCCGACUCUACGAGACCUGGGACAGUGGUCUUCUAGCCAGGAUAAUCCAUCUCAAUGACGUUCCCAGACUGAAGCAAUAUCUCUCUGUCUACACGUGGCUGAGUCUUGACCACGAAGAGGAUAUCUGCUACGACCCGCUAGGAGUCGCCGCGGAGGCGGGGAGCACCGAUGUUCUCCGUGCCCUCGUGGAUCACUAUUACAAGACCACUUCAACAAACAAGCCGCUCCAUCGACGAAAACACUCAUUGUUGAGUGCAGCAUGUAGUGGGCCCCAUCUUGAGACGGCGCAGUUUAUCCUGGGCAUGCAGCCUACACCCGAUUCCCUCGAUUUUAAUCAGUCGGAUCGUAAUGAAGCGCUGUUGGCGGCUGCAGGGGCUCUGACUCAUUUGCCCCCGGAAGUUCCCAAACAUGGGACACCGAUCAAUCCCGAUCAAUGGAGGAGCGAUCUCAUCGUCCGUGGCGAGGAAUUGAUAAGCUUGCUCCUCGAUAGCGGUGCGUCUGCUCAAGCGGUUGACCUCCCCAUUGAUGAAAGAGAAUGGGCGGGUAGGCUACUCUGUGGUGGUAAUGCAGUCAAAAAUGAUGAUGAUGAAAGCCAAUCACUACAAUCCUUUGGUACUGUUCUCGGUCUAGCUUCGUCUAGAGCCAGUUCUGCGUUAGUGAAACGACUCAUUGACCAUGGGGCCAAUAUACACGCGAAGGAGCAGUACCAGUGCCACGGUCCCUCCCACUUUUGGUUUGAUAUGAGAAUACCAUGGAAUGUUACUUCACUUCAUGUUAGUAGCAUGUAUUGGAAUGUGGAGGCACUUAAAACGCUUCUUGACCAAUGGGGGAGUGAUAUCACAGAGUCGCUGUCCUGCCGCGAUAGUAAUGGACGUCUGCCUCUUCACUGGGCAGCCGCGGGCCCCGGCUCGCAGGAAUGCUGGCUUUCUGAUAUUCACGUCAAAGAUCGGAUCAUCGAUACCCUGAAGCUACUCCUAACUGGCAGUGAUAUCAAUGCUCGGGAUGAUCUAGGUGCAAAUGUUUUGCAUCACGCAAUAGGAGGGCACGCAUGCUGUGCUGGGAGCAAACACUUCGAUACCCUGAUCAAGUUCUUACUGGAGAACGGAGCCGAGGCAGAUGUAGUGGACAAGAAUGGCCAAACUGUGCUACACAAGUUCGCAUCCAAUUGGAAGCGAGGCGGGCCUAUUGAUAUCUCUCUGAUGGAUACCUUUCUAUCACGCGGUGCUAAGAUCAACCAGCAAGACAAGGACGGAAGUACUGCCUUGCAUCGUAUGGUCACGGAUCUACGACAGGUUCAGGCGGUCAAAUUUUUAAUUAGUCAAGGAAUAGACGUCAGUCUCACCGAUUCCAGAGGAAAUACAGCCUUGCAUCAUUGUUUGCACUCGGGAAGCAUUUUGGACAGGGAGACGAGCAAUGGACCCAUGGUACCCACAUUUGCUGAUCAGAGAAGAGCGCUGGAUGAGAUGCGUGGGGUCUUGCUGGAGGCAGGGGGUGAUGGCAUGAUGGAUCAGCCAAAUUUACGGGGCGAGACACCGCGACAGUUCCAGUUUAACAAGCUGGAAUGGUGGCGGCGGGCUGAGUUUCCAGGACUGUUCCCAAAACCUGCAGGGAGGGGGAGACCUAGAACAACCGAUCUUGUCAAUAGCUAG
Penicillium daleae is the source of this 1728-nucleotide messenger RNA. Its product is annotated as ankyrin repeat domain-containing protein. Gene Ontology annotation, cellular component: nucleus; cytoplasm. Gene Ontology annotation, molecular function: protein binding. The transcript has a single exon. Bases 1 to 1728 code for a protein of 575 amino acids. The record is from RefSeq and is a predicted model, not a curated record. NCBI's taxonomy places the organism in Eukaryota, Fungi, Ascomycota, Eurotiomycetes, Eurotiales, Aspergillaceae.